Cicer arietinum (chickpea) is the source of this 1742-nucleotide messenger RNA. RefSeq lists its product as uncharacterized. Gene Ontology annotation, cellular component: membrane. The record is from RefSeq and is a predicted model, not a curated record. Lineage: Eukaryota; Viridiplantae; Streptophyta; Magnoliopsida; Fabales; Fabaceae.
GCAUGUGGGAGUAUCAUGGCAUCAUAUAUAUGGACACCAACAAAAUGGUUUAUGUGAAUCUAAUUAAUAGGCUUAAACACCAGUUGCAUUAUAUUAUCAUACAACCUGCUUCUUCAGAUAUAGGAGUGCAACUCUUAAACAAAAUAAGAAUGAGUGGAUCUGAGGGAGCAGCUGAAGCAGCAGUUGAAGUAGUACAUAUUAUUCAUGUUAGUGAUAGGCAGAGUAUUUCUGUUGAAGAAGUGAUGGUUUCAUUGAAUUUGAACAAGGUUGAUUAUGCAGUAGAAAGAAAUAAAUCACUACAUGCUCGUUAUUAUUUUGGCAUUAUAUUCUUGAUAAUGAAUCUUGUUGCAUGGUUUUUCCGUGACUAUGGACAAACCAUUCUACCUUGGGUUCAUUAUAUCAAAGUUUGUGGAAAUGAUGGAGAUGAUUGUUUUCAUUCAUUGGGGGUUCUCCGUGUGAGUUUAGGAUGCUUUAUAUUCUUCUUAGUCAUGUUUCUCACCACAGUCAAAACAAGGAAAUUAUGUGAAGUUGGAAAUUCAUGGCAUUCUAGAUGGUGGGAAUUGAAGGCUGUUUUAUUGCUUAUAUCAAUAGCACUACCAUUCUUCAUCCCUUCACAAUUUGUUCAAAUAUAUGGUGAGAUAGCUCGAAUUGGAGCAGGAAUUUUUCUUCUUUUACAACUUGUGAGUGUCAUUCAUUUUAUCAUUUGGUGGAAUAAGUAUUGGACUCCAGAUGAAGAAAGGAAAGAGAGGUGCUCCCUUGGACUUGUUAUGUCAACAUUGUUUUAUGUGGCUGCUCUAUGUGGAAUUGUGUAUAUGUAUACAUCAUAUGCCUCAAGAUCUUCAUGUUCUCUCAAUAUAUUUUUCAUCACAUGGACAGCAAUCCUACUUGCUGUAAUGAUGGUCAUUUCCUUAAAUUCAAAGGUUAAUAGAGGUCUUUUAUCCUCAGGAAUUAUGGCUUCUUACAUUGUUUUCCUAUGUUGGUGUGCAAUCAGAAGUGAACCUGCCACCAUAAGAUGUGAGGCAAAGAAUCAAGAAAAAGGAAAUGGUGGUUUGAUAACUAUACUUGGCUUCCUUAUUGCUAUUUUUGCUAUCGUUCUGGCAGCCUUUUCCACAGGCAUUGAUUCUAAAUGCUUUCAGUUUUCGAAAAAUAAAGUUGAAUAUGAAGAUGAAACUCCUUACAACUAUGGAUUUUUUCACAUGGUGUUCUCUUUGGGUGCAAUGUACUUUGCAAUGUUAUUCAUCAGUUGGGAUCUGAAUAACUCAGCCAGGAAGUGGAGCAUUGAUGUUGGCUGGAUAAGUACAUGGGUGAAGGUCCUUAAUCAGUGGUUUGCAGCAACUAUUUACAUAUGGAUGCUGAUUUCCCCAGUUGUGAGACAGAACAGAGUUAUGGAUAAUGAUACAGUUGCUGCAUGAUUAACAAUGGAAGAGUCAUCAAUACUCCUCCUUUUAAAUUUUUGUUAUUCCUUAAAAUUAUUUUAAGCUUCAAUUCAAUAAAAAAUUAUGUUGGUUGCAAUUUUUUUUUUCAGUUACACUCAAAUAAACUACAAAUAAGUUAUUUGGAUGUAACUCGAAAAAAUAGAAACUAGCAACAAUGUUCAAUUUAGUGGUUGAAAAGCACAACUCAUUAUUAAUUAAAACAAAAUGAUGAUUUUUUCUUGCUUUGGAUGAGAGUCUUACUCUUUUUCCUUGUACCUAAUAUCAUUUGAAGGAGGUUCAUACAAGAAUGUGCCUAUUCAGCUUUCA